Messenger RNA from Solanum pennellii, 4341 nucleotides. Its product is annotated as BRCT domain-containing protein At4g02110. Bases 102 to 4019 code for a protein of 1305 amino acids. Lineage: Eukaryota; Viridiplantae; Streptophyta; Magnoliopsida; Solanales; Solanaceae. The record is from RefSeq and is a predicted model, not a curated record. The transcript has 10 exons.
ACAAUUUUACUCCUUGCUCGAGAAGCUUUGUGAAAUUCAACAAAUUUCUAGGGUUCAUAUAAAUUUUUUCGUGUUGCUUCUUCCAUGAAAAAAUUGUUCCAAUGACUCAAGAUAUGUUGUACGAAGACAGCUCCAAGAUUUUCGUUGGUGUUCGUUUUGUUCUAAUUGGAUUCGACCCCCAUAGAAAGGAACAGAUUCAGUCCAAGCUCGUGGAGGGUGGCGGAGUUGAUGCAGGCAAAUAUGGACCAGAUUGCACCCAUCUUAUUGUUGAUAGUAUUAUCUACGAUGACCCCAUAUGUGUUUCUGCACGACGGGUUGGAAAAAUAGUUGUUACCAGCUUGUGGGUUGCACACAGUUUUGAUUUGGGAAUGCCUGUCGAUCACCAUUCUGUCAUGUACAGACCUCCAAGAAAUUUGAAUGGAAUUCCAGGUGCUAAAUCACUGAUAGUCUGCUUAACUGGGUAUCAACGGCAAGAUCGAGAUGAUAUUAUGACAAUGGUGGGAUUGAUGGGUGCAAACUUUUCAAAGCCGUUGGUGGCAAACAAAGUCACUCAUCUUGUAUGCUACAAAUUUGAGGGGGAGAAAUAUGAACUUGCCAAGAAAAUGAAGACGAUUAAGCUUGUUAAUCACCAGUGGUUGGAGGAUUGUUUAAAGUCUUGGGAAAUCCUUUCAGAAGCAGAGUAUGAUAAGAGUGGGUAUGAGUUGGAGAUGAUGGAAGCUGAAGCCAAAGAUUCUGAAGAUGAAAAUGAGGGCAUUGCUGCAAACAGGUCUGCAGAAACAAUAGCUAUCAUGGGUCCUGAAAAUCCAAAAAGUCCUAAUCGAUUCCUUGUGAAGCAGGAAGCCUCUACAAACAUUUCAGACUUAAACACAUCUAGAGGCUCGUCAGUUCUUGGGAACACAAAAGAGCUGUCAUUAUCUGCUUCAAAGCAGUCAAAAUCUGACCAGGUUCCAGCUUUUGAAGAAUCUCCGAAUAGGCAUGAUGAAAUGCUUAAUUCCAACUUCUGUAGAACAAAAGAAGAGCCACCAUCUAGCAUGCAACAAAAUGGAAGUGAUUUGGUUUCUGUUUCAAAUAGUGCCAGGAAGUCUCCUCAUUCUUGUUCGUCCAGAGAAUUCCCAAGGAAAUUCAGUUCUCCGAUGACCUCUGAACAUAUGAAGAGUUAUUCAGGAAGUCCUGCCGCUACUGAAGCAGGUAUAGGGUUUGAUUGCUUUAACCUGUCCUCUCAGAAAGGACUAGAAAAAAGUGAGUUAGGUGUAACCACUCCAAAGAAUUUGUCGUUUUCUGGGAAGGGUCAAAGCAGUAAACUGCCUGAGAAAAGGAAUAUGGGCAUUUCAGACAGUAGCUUCAAGUCACCAAGAGCUGGUAAUAUUUUUGUAAGCAUACCAGAUGGUUAUUUGACGUCAAAUCAUUCUGAAGAGUUAAUAAAUUCGUCAAAGUUACAUAGUCUAAGCCAUAAGGGUAGUCAUCUAUUGUCUAGGAACCCUGCCCCUCACUUGGACAAGGGUGUUACUUUGGAAACCAUGCAGCAUUAUGAUUCAACCAUUUCCAAUCCUGCGACACUAAGCACUGGGCAAGGGCAUGAUGAGGAUGCCCCGCAAAGCAGCACUUAUAUGAUCGUCGGGUCGAAAGAGACUAGUCAUGCUGCUGUUGAUGUCAGUGGGCCACUGGAUGAACGGCAUGAUGUCCCAUCUCCAGUUAAUGAAAGAAGAGAUACCCUGAAGUCUAAUGUGCUGGCUGAGUUCAAUAAAGCUGGAGAUGAUUCCAUGUCAGGGUCUAAGACAUUGAAGAAAAGAUCACUUUCCAAGAAGACACUCGGAUCUAGACAAAGUCUCGGUAAAGGGGAUGGCAGAAAUCAGAAAGGUUCUUUACUCAUUAACAAGACUGUUCUGACGAAUGAUUCAGCUGCUUCCAGUAGUGGAGGGAGAGAGGAGACAGAACACCAAAAUAUCUUGAGCUCUAAAAAGGGUGAGGUUCUGCCUGCAGAUAAUGCUGAUCCGAGCAAGGAGAUCGAGAGAAAUAAUUUUUUGAAUUCUGAAAAAGAAUCUGCCAAAACAAAUGAAUCCCUAAAUGAUGAUACUGAGGCUCCAGAGGACCAAGAAGAUGAAGAAUUAAAUGUUCUAAGAGAGAAGUUUACUGGUACUGAAGCACAACAUUCAGGGCUUCAAUCUGCGGAGAAGAAAUUAAAUGCAAACAAGGUGGUAAAUAAGAAUGAAAGGGAGGAUAUUGCAAAGAGUCUUAGUACUGAAAGCAAUGAAUUUGAAACUCAAAAGACUUCUUCUGGGAAGGAGACCAAGUUAAGUAAGUCAACUUCUGUGGGGAAAGCUUCAGAGGAGAAAGUUCCCGAAGGUCCAAAAUGUCUGAAGAAGAAUAGCAAGAAAACUAAUCUAGCUACCGAAAGAGCUGCUGUUUCUGUAGAAGGCGCUCUUAGUACUGAAAGCAAUGAAUUUGAAACUCAAAAGACUUCUUCUGGGAAGAAGACCAAGUUAAGUAAGUCAACUUCUGUGGGGAAAGCUUCAGAGGAGAAAGUUCCUGAAGGUCCAAAAUGUCUGCAGAAGAAUAGCAAGAAAACUAAUCUAGCUACCAAAAGAGCUGCUGUUUCUGUAGAAGGCGCUCUUAGUACUGAAAGCAAUGAAUUUGAAACUCAAAAGAUUUCUUCUGGCAAGGAGACCAAAUUAAGUAAGUCAACUUCUGUGGGGAAAGCUUCAGAGGAGAAUGUUCCCGAAGGUCCAAAAUGCAUGAAGAAGAAUACCAAGAAAACUAAUCUAGCUACUAAAAGAGCUGCUGCUUCUGUAGAAGACGCAGAAAGGAAGAAGUGCAGAACUGAUAGUAACAAAGUAGAAGUAAAGAAAGGAAAAGGGUCUCCAUCUGAAACUGGAAAAGCCUCAGUAAUUUCGACUGAGAAUCAAUUGAAGAGCUCCAUGGAUGUGGAGAGGGAGAAUAUGCCUGUUGUUGGACUCCAGAAUGCGAGUCAUAGUGAACAUGAAGCUGACAGAAGUUCUCCUUAUGAUACAAAGUCUCGUUCCUUGAAGGUUACAGAAGUACAAAGUGAGCCUAGGUGGUUUAUAGUUAGUGGACAUCGGCUACAAAGGAAGGAGUUUCAGCAGGUUAUCAAGCGAUUGAAAGGGAAAGUGUGCAGAGAUUCUCACCAGUGGUCAUAUCAGGCAACCCAUUUCAUUGUUCCUGCCCCAGUACGAAGAACAGAGAAGUUUUUUGCUGCUGCAUCCUCUGGAAGGUGGAUCUUGAAUACAGAUUAUUUAACUGCUUCUGUUGAGGCUGGAAAAUUAUUAGAUGAGGAACCAUAUGAAUGGCACAAAAAGGGAUUUACUGAAGACUUAGCAAUCAACUUAGAGGCCCCAAGAAAGUGGCGACUUCUGAGGGAGAGGACUGGACAUGGCGCAUUAUAUGGAAUGAAGAUAAUCAUUUAUGGAGACUGCAUUGUACCACCAUUGGAUACAUUGAAGCGUGCAGUUAAGGCAGGGGAUGGCAUUAUAUUAGCAACUUCUCCUCCUUAUAGUCGAUUCCUUGAGUCAGGUGUUGACUUUGCCAUUGUCAGUGAGGUCAUGCCACGCUGUGACAAGUGGGUUCAAGAAUUCUUAAGGCAUGAGAUACCUUGUGUGUUGCCUGAUUACUUGGUGACUUAUGUGUGCAAACCUGGUUAUACCCUCAGCAAUUAUGUGCAAUACAACACUCAUUCCUGGGCGGAAAGAUCACUGAAAAAACAUGUCAAUCGUUUGGAAGAGAUUGUUGAGGAGAUGGAGCCAUCAGAUGACAGUAGUAAUGAUAUAGCAUGCCAGGUGUGUGGGUCGCCUGACAGGGGGGAAGUAAUGCUGAUCUGUGGUGACGAGAGUGGCUCUCUUGGAUGUGGCAUUGGCAUGCAUGUAGAUUGCUGUGAUCCUCCCCUUGAAUGUAUACCCGAGGAAGACUGGUUUUGCCCAGAGUGUAGCAAGAACAUGAGUAAUACAAGUACCAAAAGGAAGUCCAAAAAAGGGACGUCUACAUCAAAGAAGAAGAAGAAGAAGUGAUAACGUGUCUGUUGGCUAAGGUCUGUAUAAUAGCUUCACUCAAGUUCAGUAUAUUUAGAUUAGUGAAGUAAAAUGUACAAAAAUAAUUAUUCACAUAGCAGCAUCUUGCUGCUUUUGUUGAAGAAGUUGAUUUUCAAUGUUGUGUAAAAUCAUCUCUUGAGACAUCCAAUGCAGGCUGAGCCCUGGAUCACAUUUGCCUAGUGUAGAUGAAACUUUUAUUUCACCCCUUCAUGUUGUAUUUUGUGCAAACACUUGUGAUUUUUCACAUUGUGAAAACUUCCAUUACUUUGAAUAGUAUGCACCCCAAACAUGAUUUCUUGAA